AUGGGCCGCCACGCCCGCCUACUUUGGCUGCUGUUCUUCCACGGUGUGAUUCUACCUGAAGCAGCUUGCUACAGGAGGGACAUCAGAGGAUCUGGAGCAAAGUUGGGGAAGGAAAGGCCUAAGAGAACCAUUCAAGACAUGUCUGUGGAAGAGCAAGAAGGGAAUGGCCAGGAGCCAGUGGCGAGGCCCCAAGGUGAUGGAAAUUCAGCAACCAUAUUAUCAGUUCUGCCUGCUGCUGUCUCAACUCAGCCAUCUUCUAAACUUGCUUCGAGUUCCUCUGCAUCAGUUCUUCCUGUGGUUGACGCAGCACCUGCUAGUCGAAGAGCGCCUGUGCCCAGGCUCGGCCUCCAAGGUGCUGACGGCUCACCAGACCACACUCCAGCAGCAGAUCCCGAGUCAUCCAAACCAUCAGGAGGCUGGGUCCCUGUGCGGCUGGCAGGCAACCAUGGGAGAUGUGCGGGCCGUGUAGAACUCUUCUACCAGGGAGUCUGGGGAACUGUGUGUGAUGACCUCUGGGACCUCCCAGAAGCAAACAUCAUCUGUAGGCAACUGGGGUGUGGCUGGGCUGUUUCAGCCCUGAGUGAAGCUUACUUUGGGGAAGGUUCUGGGAAGAUUCUCCUUGACAACGUGCGUUGCAAGGGACAUGAAGAGCACCUGGAGGAAUGCUCCCACAUUGGCUGGUUCUCCCACAACUGUGAUCACAGUGAAGACGCCAGUGUCAUCUGUUCAGACACUGAAUAUGUAACAAGGUCUCUACCAGAUGCCCCAUUUGCUGCCGUGAAAGAAGCAACAGUGGUUCCAGGAAGAUCUCCUUGUGGUGGUGUUAUUACCAAUGCUCCUGGAAAAAUUAAGAACCCCCCAAUGAGUGAAAUGCAUGACAACAUAACCUGUGUGUGGGAAAUCAGGGCAAAUGCCUCUGACCGUGUAAGACUGGCAUUCCCGUCUCUUGAACUUGACUGCACCAAUGAGUAUUUUGAAAUCCUGGAUGGCCCUCCAUCUUCCACGGAGUCCCUGGGGAAACCCUGCAGUGGGCUGCACAUCACCUUUGCAUCCCACUCAAGCUCAAUGACCCUUGUGUAUUUCCGAGGCAUGAACAACAUUGGGAAAAAUUUCAUGGCUUAUUAUUAUUUUGAAGCCAAAGAGAUGACAUCGAAGACCCCAUAUUUGAUCACCAUCCCCACAGCAACUUCCAAGACGGUAACAGAAAGACCAAGGGAUUGGCCAGAGCUGAGGCUGGUGGGUGGCUCCAAUCGGUGCUCAGGGCGUGUGGAGAUCCUCUACCAGGGAGUCUGGGGCACCGUGUGUGAUGACCUGUGGGACCUGAAUGAAGCUGAGGUCGUAUGCAGACAGCUGGGGUGUGGCCAGGGUGUGUCUGCUCUUGGCAAGGCCUACUUUGGCCCUGGUUCAGGAGAUAUCUUCCUAGACAACUUCCAGUGUGCUGGGGUGGAGCACUUCCUGGGCCAGUGUGCCCAUUCGGGCUGGAAAGACCACAACUGUGGCCACCAUGAGGAUGCUGGUGUCAUCUGCUCAGAUGCUGAAAAACCUCUGUUGGAUGUUCCAGGAGACUGGCCAGAGCUUCGCCUGGUGGGUGGCUCCAACCCGUGCUCAGGACGAGUGGAGGUCCUUCACCAGGGAGUCUGGGGCACUGUGUGUGAUGACUUGUGGGGUUCAAAUGAAGCUGAGGUUGUAUGCCGCCAGCUAGGGUGUGGUCAGGCUAUUUCUAGUCUUGGAGAGGCCUACUUUGGCCCAGGCUCAGGAGACAUCUUCCUGGACAACCUUCAGUGUUCUGGGAUGGAGCACUACCUUGGCCAGUGUCCACAUUCAGGAUGGUCGGAACACAACUGUGGUCACCAUGAGGAUGCUGGUGUCAUCUGCUCAGAUUCCGAUGGCCUCCCUCCACCCAUGCCGCCAGGUCCUCCUCCAGUUUCUCAGGAUCCAAUAACAGGAGGAAGUAACUCUUGUGGAGGGGUCAUUUCCAGUCUCUCUGGUUCAUUUUCCAGUCCACGGUACCCAGAAAACUAUCCAACAGACAUCCAAUGUGUUUGGGAGAUCCAUGUGGAGAAAAACUUCCGCAUAGAGCUUAUGAUUCCGAAUUUAAAUCUGGAAGAUAUCCUUGGAUGUCCCUAUGACUCAAUUGAGAUCUUCGAUGGCCCCAGAAUUGCAUCACUCUCCAUGGGGAAGUUCUGUGCCCCAUCAGCUGUGGUAUUUUUCUCUUCCUCGGACAUCUUGACAGUGGUGUUCCGAAGCGAUUAUAUGACAACAAAUACUGGGUUUUAUGCUUUUUUCAAUGCAAUUUCACAAGAUCGAAGUGAGUCAGAAGACCGACCAGCGCUGCGGCUGGCAGGCAGCUCCGGACAGUGCUCGGGACGCGUUGAGGUCCUCCAUCAGGGGGCCUGGGGCACCGUGUGUGAUGACUUGUGGGACAUGAAUGAAGCUGAGGUCGUGUGCAGACAACUGGGGUGUGGCCAUGCCAUCGCUGCUCCUGGAAGUGCCUACUUUGGCCCGGGCUCUGGAAACAUCCUCCUGGACAACAUUCAGUGUUCAGGAAAGGAGAAGCACUUUGGCCAGUGCCCCAGCUCUGCCUGGUUAGACCACAACUGUGGCCACCAUGAGGAUGCGGGAGUUAUCUGCUCAGAUGCAGAGGUGACUCCUUCACCCACAGAAGGAAGUAAUUCUUGUGGAGGAGUAAUUUCAAGUCACUCGGGCUCCUUCUCCAGUCCCUGGUAUCCUACGAACUACCCCACUGACAUGGAAUGCGUCUGGGAGAUACAUGUGGCUGAGAAGUUCAACAUAGAGCUGACGAUCCCAAGCCUGAAGCUAGAAGACAUCUACGGGUGCCCUUAUGACUUUGUCGAAGUGUUUGAUGGAAAGCAAGUUGCCUCACUGUCCAUGGGCAAAGUCUGUGCUGGGGCAGAACUCACAUUCCUCUCCUCUUCAAACUCCAUGACAGUGGUGUUCAAGAGUGACGCCAUGAUCACCAACACAGGGUUCUAUGCUCUGUACAACACUGUUCACCAAGAUGAAAAGCAGAAUGGUAUGGCCUUGAGACUGGUAAAUGGCAGCCACAGGUGUGAGGGCCGAGUCGAGAUCUCUUACAAUGGUACCUGGGGUACAGUGUGUGACGACAGCUGGGACCUGACAGAUGCCAGGGUGGUGUGCCAGCAGCUGGGCUGUGGUAAGGCCUUGUCAGCCCCAGCUGAGAGCUACUUUGAUAGAGGCGUGGGCCAUAUCAUGCUGGACGAUGUGCAGUGCAUGGGGGAUGAAGCCAAGGUGUGGCAAUGCACACAUCACGGAUGGUUCUCCCACAACUGUGGGCACCAUGAGGAUGCCAGCGUGGUCUGCUCAGGCACUAACGCCUAUUACAGUUGGCAAGAUGGUGGGACUGAACUGCUGCAGAGGUGUGGUGGUUUGCUCACAAAUAGUUCAGGCUCCUUCUCCAGUCCUUGGUAUCCUAAAAAAUAUCCCACCAGUGUGGUAUGUGCCUGGGACAUACGAGUGGACACUAGUGCUCACAUCAGACUCACCUUUGAAGUGGUCAAGAUGGAAAACUUCUAUGGCUGCCCUUACGACUUCAUUGAGAUUUUUGAUGGCCCACAAAGUGAAUCAUUUUCACUGGGGAGAUUCUGUUCAGAAACAAUCCCAGUAUUUACAUCUUCUUCGAGCCACAUGAGCGUGGUGUUCCACAGUGACGACAUUGUCACCAACAUUGGAUUCUAUGCAUCUUAUGAGUCUCUGUUACAAGAUGAGAAAGACAGAGAUGUGGCACUCAGACUGGCCAAUGGCAGCCACCCAUGUGAAGGUCGUGUGGAGCUCUACUACAACAGCAGCUGGGGUACUGUGUGUGACGACAGCUGGGACCUGAGAGACGCCCAGGUGGUGUGCCGGCAGCUGGGCUGUGGUGGAGCUGUGGCAGCCGCUGGCCGGGCACAUUUUGAGCGAGGCCUAGGCCCCAUUGUCCUGGAUGAUGUGGAGUGUAUGGGAAUGGAAGCCAGACUGUGGCAGUGCCUGCACGGUGGCUGGUUUGCCCACAACUGUGGCCACCAUGAGGAUGCUGGUGUCAUCUGCUCAGCCUCUCUGUCUCACCCAGCACCGUCAUCUCCCGUGAGUGAUACGAUUUUAGCAUCAUUGGUAAAGCAGCCAGAGGUGUCUGCAACAACAGGUCUGGACCUGCGGCUGGUGAAUGGGACAAGCAGGUGUGAGGGCCGAGUUGAGGUGUACUAUGCCAACACCUGGGGCACCGUGUGUGAUGACAACUGGUCCAUAGAGGAUGCCCACGUGGUCUGCAGACAGCUUGGCUGUGGUCCAGCUUUAUCUGCCCUGCCAGGCACCAGUUUUAGCCCUGGGUCAGGCAGCAUCCUCCUUGAUGAUGUCAACUGCACAGGAAAGGAGUCUUCCUUGGCACAGUGCCCUCACAGCGACUGGCUCACCCACAACUGUGGGCACCAGGAAGAUGCUGGUGUCAUCUGUGCAGAUUCUGCAGCUGCCGGACAUUCAGCUACUUCAGCUCCUGAGGGACAUCCACAUGGUUUCCAUCCAAUAGAUCUGCAGCUGGUGAGACUGGUCAAUGGGAACAGCCAGUGUGAGGGCCGUGUAGAAGUCUACUUCAAUGGGACCUGGGGGUCUGUGUGUGAUGAUCUUUGGAGCAUACAGGCUGCCCAAGUGGUAUGUCAACAACUGGGCUGUGGGGUGGCCCUGGCGGCCCCCAGGAGCAGUCUGUUUGGCGAUGGUUCUGGCCCCAUCUUCCUAGACGAUGUGAAGUGCUUGGGCACAGAGACCAACCUAGGGCACUGCCGCCACCUCGGCCUGUCUGUGCACAACUGUGAUCACCAUGAGGAUGCAGGAGCCAUCUGUUCAGCUGUUAGCGUUGCCUCAGCUUUGGCAGAAGUGGCUCCCUCAGUUGGCCAGCUCAUGAUCAGGUUGGUGGAUGGAAAGAACCGCUGUGAAGGCAGAGUGGAAGUCCACCACAAUGGCACAUGGGGCACUGUUUGCGACGACCUUUGGGGAAUCGAGGAUGCCCAUGUGGUAUGCCGGCAGCUGAACUGUGGGGAGGGUGUCAGCGCCCUUGGGAGUAGCCACUUUGGAGAGGGCGUGGGGAGCAUCUUCCUGGACGAUGUGCAGUGCCAGGGCAGUGAGACCUCGCUGGGCCAGUGCCAACACCAAGGCUUGUCUGUCCACAACUGUGGCCACCAUGAAGACGCCAGUGCCAUCUGCUCAGCAGCAGCCACAGAAAUGACAACGUCACCCGGUAAUAUUUCUUUCUUUACUGUUUUCUCUAAAACAGUUCCUACCUCAAGUCCAGCUGCAGCUUUUGUCCUUGCAACUGACAUCGCUCCCACUCCAGUAGAAGUAACUCCUCCCCGUGAUAACGGCCUCUGCCCGCCACAGUGCACAGACAUGUCUUUAAUCUCAGCAGAAGAGGAGGCCUCCUCUGACACAUCUUCAGCCUCAACAGAAUCAAGCCCUCUGAAUGAUGCAGCUUCGGUCUCAGCAGAAGAGGAGACACCCUCUGAUGCAUCUUCAGCCUCAGAAGGAGAGGAAACAUCCUCAGACAUUUCUUCAACCUCAGCAGAAACAAGUUCUUCAAAUGAUGCCUCUUCAGCCUCAGCAGAAGAUGCCUCCUCUGAUACAUCUUCAUCCUCAGCGGAAGUGAAGAGUGGAGAGACAACUGGUAAAGCAUCUUGUUCUCUGGAUUUAUACACAGAUGCAUCUUCAGCCUCAGCAGAAGAUACCUCCUCUGAUACUUCUUCAGUCUCAGCUGAAUCCAGCUCUCCAACUGACGUUUCUUCAACCUCAGAAGAAUCAAGCUCUCCAAAUGAUGUAUCUUCAGCCUCAGCAGAAGAGACUUCUUCAGAUGCCUCUUCAGUCUCCACAGAAGAUACCGCCUCUGGUACUUCUUCAGUCUCAGCUGAAUCCAGCUCUCCAAAUGAUAUGUCUUCAACCUCAGCAGAAGGGAAGAGUGGAGAGCGAAGUGAUGCAUCUUCAACCUCUGCAGAAGAGACAUCUUCUGAUAUGUCUUCAACCUCAGCAGAAUCGAGCUCUAAAACUGAUACAUCUUCAUCCUCAGCAGAAGAGACAAGCUCCUCUGAUACUUCUUCAACCUCAGCAGAAGCGAGCUCUCCAAAUGAUAGUUCUUCAACCUUAGCAGAACCGACCUUUCUAAGUGCCACAGUUCCAACUUUGACAAAAGUGACCCUGCCACCUGACUUGCCUCUGCGCCUGGUAGGCGGGCGAAACCGCUGUGAGGGCCGGCUGGAGGUGCGGCACCAGGGGGUGUGGGGAACCGUAUGCGACGAUCGCUGGAACAUCAAGAAUGCCCGAGUUGUGUGCCGCCUCCUGGGCUGCGGCCAUGCUCUGGGCGCUCCUGGCAGAAGCCACUUUGGGGCAGGCACAGGCCCCAUCCUGAUGAAUGAAGUGCGCUGUUCCGGCAGAGAGGACUCUCUGGAGAGCUGUGCCCAUGCUGGCUGGAUAAGGCACAACUGCCACCACUAUGAGGAUGCCAGUGUGGUCUGCGCAGGUCCAGCUGACUCUCUUGUGCCCCAGGAUAACGCUCAGCUGUCUUGUUUGCCUCACCUCUUCCAAGCCGUCAUUGACCGAGGCUACCUCCGGAGAUUAGGCUACUCCUCCUGGGACAUCCACUUAAAUGAUAAGAUGUGCCGCCCCCAAGUCACUGGGCGUUACCUCAUCUUCAAUAUUCCUUAUGGCCACUGUGGCACCGUGAGGCAGGAGCAUCAAGGCUCUCUCAGCUACUCUAACUCCAUCAGAGGCAGAACGCAAGGCCACCCUGGCCGAGUCAUUGUGAGGCACAAGGUGCCCCAGGUGAAGUUCACCUGCAAAGUGGAUGGCCAGUCUGCAGUUGAAAUUGUGCAUGGAAGUGACACACAGAAGGAUGAUGUCAGCUAUGAUGUGUCGAUUUCAUUUCUCCAGUCACCUGUAUCUCAGGAUAUGGGGGUUGGAGCUCCUGCUUAUACCCAUCAGAGGGAAGAGGUCUUCCUCCAGGCCACCCUCCAUAGCCACGAUCCCAAUCUGAGGCUCAUUGUGGAUACCUGUGUGGCUUCUCCUGACUCCAGUGAUUUCACAACUGUCAAGUACGAUUUGAUCCAGGAAGGGUGCAUCAGAGACAAAUCCUACUCCAACCUCCAUGCCCCUGGGAAGAACGUGGCCCAGUUCAAGUUCAACGCCUUCAGCUUCCUCAAAAGCUACGAUGUGGUCUACCUGCAGUGUAAGGUUGCCGUUUGCCGAAUCGGGGACCACUCUCCCCGAUGCUCACAAAGCUGUACAAAACGAGGAAGGAGAGGCACAGGCUCUGCAGAGGUCAGGGAAGAACAAACUGAGUAUUUCCGAACAGUGGGGCCGCUGAAGAUCCACAGAGCAGAUAAUCAGAGCAAGGCCCUGGUGUGAUCACUCUGACUCUCAUAUGAGUGUGUCAGAAAACUGGAAGCAAGGUCUGUUUCUUACCAGGAAGCAAUGUUUAGUCACUCAGAAGCCAGACAUUGACCACACCAUCUACACUACCCAUUCAGAUGGGUGGAAGAACCCAAGAGAUUGCUUCUCUGGGGCUUGUUACUAAGUAAUCUCUGAGCACUAACUUCUAACGCAGUUGCCCUGUUUGUAGGCAAGAAAAAGAAAAAAAAAAGAAUGCUGAUUUUGUUAUUCACUCUCAAGAACUUGAUCACUGUCUUAAAAUGUACAAAAUAUUAGAAAAAACAGGG
Messenger RNA from Peromyscus californicus insignis, 7709 nucleotides. Its product is annotated as deleted in malignant brain tumors 1 protein-like. The transcript has 66 exons. NCBI's taxonomy places the organism in Eukaryota, Metazoa, Chordata, Mammalia, Rodentia, Cricetidae. Gene Ontology annotation, cellular component: membrane. The record is from RefSeq and is a predicted model, not a curated record. Bases 1 to 7398 code for a protein of 2465 amino acids.